Molecule: messenger RNA, 873 nt
Organism: Postia placenta MAD-698-R-SB12
Lineage: Eukaryota; Fungi; Basidiomycota; Agaricomycetes; Polyporales; Adustoporiaceae
Exons: 2
Source: RefSeq, a predicted model, not a curated record
GCUUCCAUCCCCUCAAAUGAUCAACCCGAAGCUGGCGGCCCUGCUACUUCAACCGCUACCGUUUAUUCUCGACCGCCGUCCGUUGAAGCUGGUCUGGAUACACUAGUGAAGCCCCUCGACCAAAGAUUGGAUGCACACGUCCAGGGGUGCCUACCAUACGCAACGUCACCCGCAUUUUCCCUUGUUCAAACUGCGCCAUGUGCAUCCCAGAAUGUCGUGGCCUACUACGACGAGUUGUACCCUGCAUGUGCCGCCGCGGAUCCUUCUCUUCUCGUCGCAGAUGAAACUGGCUCCACCAGCCCACCGCCGCCAUUCACGGAUAUCAUUGCGUUCCAUACGCCAGGUGCUCAGCCACCGCGCUAUACACUAAUCGAUCAGUUCCCAGAGUCGAGGCCUAUCACUCCUCCGCCCCCAUAUAUCCAUUCGUCUCAACCGAUCGCCCGCUCAAAACAUCAGGAGGUGCCAGCACAGGAGAAAACGCGACACGCUGUCGUGCGAUCGAUAUAUCGGUGGAAUCGUCCUUUCCAAUGUCAGGGCGUUACUAGCGUCGUACCAUCGCGAUCCCAAUGGUAACGGUGCGUCCCCAUGGUCUGCACCUGAUUUUGUGUUACACGGAGUUUGGACUGUGUCAUGAAUCUCGGUAUCGUCACUUAGCUCCUCCUAUCAUUAUCUGGCUUAUAUAUGUACUCGUACCAUGUUGAUCGUCCUACUAUUUUGCUGUCGAUGCUCUGUCGCAAUUUUGUUGUCUACCCAUCUGCUUUGCGUAAUUGUUUACCUCGUCUGUCACGUUUUCUUAGCUCUCGUACUGCUUUCGUCGCCUUAUACCCCAGCAUGUAUUGCUAGAUACCAAGCAACCUAUUUUGACGCUAUCUG